AUUUUCCCACAAAGUUGCUUCAGAGAAUCAGUCGAAUGCUUUAGAGCAUGGAAUAAUAAAUAGUGAUUAAUAAAAAGAAUUUUUUAAUAAAUAAAUAAUAGGUCAGAACAUUAUUUUAGAGUGAUGUAGAUUAUAAUAUUUUAUUUUUUUAUUAUUUAGUAAAAGAUAAAAGAUAAAAAGAUAAAAUAAGGAAAAAGGAAGCGGGGGGAAUAACUGGUCACCGUCCCUUCUCUGCCUCGGAAGCCGAAAAGAUCAUCUGUCUCUGCCUCUUGCGCCCCCAGUAAUUCCCGUUUGGUUCAAGCUUAGUAGACAAGCAAUAUGAGAUCCGAUUCGGCAAAAACGGCACGUGGUUUGCGACUUUUGUGAUCUCUGCUAUUCUGCGGCACAAAGGAUUUUCCUGAAUAUAUUGAAUAGAAUAUAGGGAUAAUGGCUGAGGGGAUAUCAAGUUUUUGGGGUCCUGUCACAUCCACUAUUGAGGGUUGUGAGAAGAAUUAUGCCUACUCUUCUUAUAUUGCUGAAUUUUACAACACCAUAUCCAAUAUCCCAACCAUUCUUUUGGCCCUCUUCGGUCUUAUCAAUGCCUUAAGACAGCGAUUUGAGAAGAGAUUUACUGUUCUUCACAUAUCUAAUAUUAUACUUGCCAUUGGAAACAUGUUAUACCAUGCCACUUUGCAACGUGGGCAGCAGCAGAGCGAUGAAACUCCUAUGGUGUGGGAGAUACUACUUUAUAUGUACAUCCUCUACUCUCCAGAUUGGCACUACCGUAGCACGAUGCCGACGUUCCUCUUUCUUUAUGGUGCUUCUUUUGCUGUUGUUCAUGCAGUAGUCCGUCUUGGCAUUGGCUUCAAGGUGCAUUAUGUAAUAUUGUGCCUUCUGUGCAUUCCCCGAAUGUACAAGUAUUACAUUCACACACAAGAUGCUUCUGCUAAGCGGCUUGCAAGAUUAUAUGUGGCCACCCUUCUUCUAGCUAGCUUGUGUUGGCUCUGCGAUCGUGCAUUCUGCAAGGAGAUAUCUAGUUGGCCUGUCAAUCCACAAGGUCAUGCCGUGUGGCAUAUCUUCAUGGGUUUUAGUUCCUACUCGGCAAAUACGUUCUUAAUGUUUUGCCGUGCUCAGCAAAGGGAAUGGGCCCCAAAAGUUGUCUAUUUUAUGGGUUUUCUACCCUAUGUCAAGAUCGAAAAAUCAAAAACCCAGUGAAUGAAAUACAAAGGUACCGAAGUAUAGGCACUGUUGAGACGUUUUGGCAGUUGACAGAGGUAAGCACUAAACACAACUAGUUUUGUUUAUCACACUGUUAGGUGGCAGAACAUUUGCCAUAUUUAUAUGCCUUCUGUUGCCAAGUAUGAUAUCGGGAUGGCUUGUUUCUGGUGCUUGGAUUUGUUUUUUCGAUUUAGAAACGGUCUGUGGGAUUUGUUAUUUAACUCUUUGAGUGGAUCAUGAAUCUUGAAUUUUGUAGUCUUGUCUUUCGAUCAGACGACUAACCGUUCUUUUGAUGUAUAUAUAGUGCCUUUUCAAGCCAGUUUUUUUUU
Juglans regia (Persian walnut) is the source of this 1526-nucleotide messenger RNA. RefSeq names its product alkaline ceramidase-like. Gene Ontology annotation, biological process: defense response to other organism; ceramide metabolic process; autophagy. Gene Ontology annotation, cellular component: membrane. The transcript has 3 exons. NCBI's taxonomy places the organism in Eukaryota, Viridiplantae, Streptophyta, Magnoliopsida, Fagales, Juglandaceae. The record is from RefSeq and is a predicted model, not a curated record. Gene Ontology annotation, molecular function: hydrolase activity, acting on carbon-nitrogen (but not peptide) bonds, in linear amides. The coding region runs from base 427 to 1194 and encodes 255 amino acids.